Molecule: messenger RNA, 661 nt
Organism: Bipolaris sorokiniana ND90Pr
Lineage: Eukaryota; Fungi; Ascomycota; Dothideomycetes; Pleosporales; Pleosporaceae
Exons: 4
Coding region: 56-661 (201 amino acids)
Source: RefSeq, a predicted model, not a curated record
CCUUCCCUGCUAUCCUACCAGUACUUUGCCUAUCAAACAAGAGAAGCACAUCGCCAUGGCAUCCAGCGAAUUGCACGACGUUGUCUCGACCAAGGCAAAGCUGCCAGAUACACUCAGUAGAUGCUGCCUCGAUGGCAUUAACAUUGCUAUGCUCACCCUUACUUUCCUCGUCUUCGCUAUCCGCUUCAUUCUUCGAGUGAUGGGGAAAAAAGCAGGAGAGGCACAGGAUAUCCUUAGUUACAUCGCAUACGUAUGUUACGUGCUCAUGGUAGUUAUGUAUCUGGAAAACGAUCCUUUGUAUCGUGCUGAGAGUGUUCUGAGAGGGGAAAGACCGGCAUAUCAGGGGCUUCUCAUGUUUCUUCCAUUCCGAAUAACCUGGAACCUUCAUUGCCCAGAAUCCAGAAGACUGCUGUUCGCAACUCUCCGUGUUGUUCAAGUCAGUACAAAUAACGGUAUCCCAAAGAUACCCGAUCCGAAGUGGCUCCAAAUGUGGACAACAAUUGAGACGUCAAUGGCCGUGAUGAUUGGGUGUGGUCCCGCUUUCAAUGCUCUUUGCCGCCAAUCUCGUGCUCAGAACGCACGAAGAUACCCAAUUAGUUUGGAAGAUAUCAAGAAGCCUGAUUUAACGACUAGGUCUAAUGGAGAAACUAGUCAAAUAUGA